UAGCGGUGCUGGCGGCCGCGUUCGGCUUCGCUGCAGAAACGCGGAGAGGAGCGCGCUCCCUGGCCGCUGCGUCCGCUGCCCCGGCGCCUUCCCGGCUCCCCCGUGUCUCGGGCAACUCCCAGCCGUUCCGGGGGAUUGCACUCCGCGGCCCUUCAGGCUACCCACGGGUCCUUCGCACCCUACCGCCUGUAGCCCAGCCGGCCGCACUCGUCCCCGAAGCCGGGCCUAGGGCGCGCGGCGGCCGGGCUGGGCUCGGGGCGUCCCGAUGGCCGCGGCCGGCUGGCGCGACGGCUCCGGCCAGGAGAAGUACAGGCUCGUGGUGGUCGGCGGCGGCGGCGUGGGCAAGUCGGCGCUCACCAUCCAGUUCAUCCAGUCCUAUUUUGUGACGGACUAUGACCCGACCAUUGAAGACUCAUACACAAAGCAAUGUGUCAUCGAUGACCGAGCGGCCCGGCUGGACAUUCUGGAUACAGCCGGACAAGAGGAGUUUGGGGCCAUGAGAGAACAGUAUAUGAGGACCGGCGAGGGCUUCCUGCUGGUCUUUUCGGUCACGGAUAGGGGCAGUUUUGAAGAAAUCUAUAAGUUUCAAAGACAGAUUCUCCGAGUAAAGGACCGUGAUGAGUUCCCCAUGAUUUUAAUUGGCAACAAAGCUGACCUGGACCACCAGAGACAGGUAACGCAGGAAGAAGGGCAGCAAUUAGCGAGGCAGCUCAAGGUCACGUACAUGGAGGCGUCGGCUAAGAUCCGGAUGAAUGUAGAUCAAGCUUUCCAUGAACUCGUCCGAGUUAUAAGGAAAUUUCAAGAGCAAGAAUGCCCUCCGUCGCCAGAACCAACCCGGAAGGAAAAAGACAAGAAAGGCUGUCAUUGUGUCGUUUCCUAAGAGUUCCUUGAGUUCUAGCUGCCAACUGCCAGGGAAGCCCUCACCUCUGUGACCGUUUACAUCCUGCCGGUACCUUUGUAGCCUUAGACUGAUGAUCACCGUGGUAGCCUUACACCAAGAAGCUGGCUAAUUCUUUCUGCAAAGCUCAUGUAACGGUCUUUCCCAGACCCAGACCGAUGUAAAGAAAACACUAAGGCUGCUUCAGACAUGAUCUGAUUCCUUUAAAACACACGACUACACACACAGAUGCAUUCUUUAAGGGCUUACAUUUGAAUAGAUGAACCAAGUUUGGAAUCUAAGCUGUUUGCUAAGCUGGAGUGGUAGGUUGUGAAGUAAUCUUUAACUUCUGGAAUCGUGUUGCCUACUGUUACUCUAAAUAGAAGCAUACGGAGGGUAUUUUUUUUUAAUGUGAAUUUCUGCCUAUCUUUAAAGCUUUUGAUGUCAACUCUCAUUAACCUUAAAUACACUGAAUGGAAUCUACAGAAGUGAGACAUCUCAGGCAUUUCCUGACGCUGCGGCUUUUGUUUUCCAGUGGCCAGAAUACCAAAAUUCCUGUUGUAGUUAUGGAUUAAAAACUGCUGAUCAAGCCUUGGUUAUUAUGCCUCCUUCAAGAUGACAAUAUUCUCUGUGGCCAAAUGUUUGGACUCGUUCUGCACUUAGGUGUGUCAAUGAACUUGGUUUCUUUUCCCAGCCGUGCUAAGGGUAAGAGUGAGCGGUUCCUAUCUGUCUUCCUUUUCAAGUAUUCCUGGUUGCGGGAUUAAACAAAAACAAGAACCCACCCCAAACUAAAACUGUUUUUGUUUGAUGUAAUAUAAAAUAUGGAAUUGAUCUUUCCAGAGUCAGAGAUGAUUAAUGUUUUUUGCUAUAUACUUUUAUACGUUAUUUUCUUAUCAAACUAGUUAACAAGUAUUUUUAUAUGUUUGUAAGCGAAUAUGCUUUCACGGCGUACCUUGUGUAUAUGUAAAGACGAGUAUUUAAUUCUCACUGUUCACUGUUAACUGACAAGGAGAAAGUGGAAACCCCUGGUCCUUGUUACAUCCACCGGUGGCCAAUAAUCAGAAAAACUUCCCAACAGAGCCCAACAGGACGAGACCGUGAAGUCGCGCUCAAUGUCCCUGCUAGAUGUUGACUUGUUAUUUCAAGUAUUACGUGUAAAACCUUUACUUGACAAUUAGUGUAACUGUGGAUGGCUUCGGAUUUUGUUUUUAACUCUGUGGAUUGUGUUUAAACAAUUCAAAAGUGUGUUCCUGGUUUUGCGACUCUCAGUGGUAUUGCACAGUGGUCACUUUAUUGAAUGUGUACAACAGUCCCAUGAAGUUUAUAAAGUGAACCCUUGUAUAGCUUCAGGUGCUAGAAUUAAAGUUGAUCUGUUA
Chionomys nivalis (European snow vole) is the source of this 2253-nucleotide messenger RNA. RefSeq names its product RAS related 2 (gene Rras2). The transcript has 6 exons. Gene Ontology annotation, cellular component: plasma membrane. NCBI's taxonomy places the organism in Eukaryota, Metazoa, Chordata, Mammalia, Rodentia, Cricetidae. Gene Ontology annotation, biological process: signal transduction. The coding region runs from base 266 to 880 and encodes 204 amino acids. Gene Ontology annotation, molecular function: GDP binding; GTPase activity; GTP binding. The record is from RefSeq and is a predicted model, not a curated record.